Molecule: messenger RNA, 4326 nt
Organism: Trichoderma atroviride IMI 206040
Lineage: Eukaryota; Fungi; Ascomycota; Sordariomycetes; Hypocreales; Hypocreaceae
Source: RefSeq, a predicted model, not a curated record
AUGAGCGCGCGCUCCUCGCUACAGCGAUCUGAAUCGAACGGCAAUGCGCCGGCGCCUCCUAAGCAUGCCACAGUAGCUCCUAAUAGCAGACUCUCCGCAGCAUCGGCGCAGCUGUCGACCUCAUCUCGACCGAGUGUUGGCGGGGGAUCGCCCGCGCUGUCCCAGAGAGAGCACAGCUACCUCGAAACGACAGCUCUGGACCCGACGCUGAAUGUAGACGACACCAUCUCAGAGGACGCAGUUCGAGAGCAUUUCAAGGAAAACGAGUCGAGCUUUCUACCAUCUCUGUCACCGAUCCCCACGGGCUCUGCCAACCCUGAGGAGGGCCUUGAUGAUACUUUUGUCUUCGAUUCGCCCUCGAAGCCGCCCUCUCGGCCUUCCAAGAGCCCAAUGUUGCCCGGGGCCCAAUCCAAGCCGCCGUCCCGAGCCAGCAACACCACAUCGAACCUAGAAGGUUUCGAAUACUCGCCCGCGACAGCUGCUGCCGCCAGGACCAUCUCGCGCGCUGCGACUUCGAACCACAGCAACCAAGAUACGCCUAGGGUUGGGACACAGGAAGAACGCAGUAAGGAUACACGAGAUGACUCGCAGUCUCAGCCCCUUUCAGAGCGCGCUGAUGCUGGUGGCAAUCCUGGACUGGCCCUGCGCAACAGGCGUCCCAAAUAUGUGCGCACCAACCGCUUCAGCAGCCAGCGAUCUUCAACUUCAUCCUUCGCCACCAAUCCUGAGCUGCAAGAGGAGACUACCGAUAUCACAGGAAAUGUAGGGCUGGGGCUGGACUUUGCGUUGCACUCCGGUGGAGCGGUGCCGAAUAUGGGUAUGCCUCGGGCACCAUCCAAUCUGCUCUUGCGAUCAAUAAGUAUGGGCAGCAUGGCUUCUGGCAUGGGUACUGACGAGUUUGGAGAUAACACACGCCAGCUGGAACCGCUGGUUGAGGCGAACACCCCCCCACGAGGUAGAGACAGCUACAAGAUGGUGACACCGAAAACCAAAGACAGCAUCAGCACAGCCCCUACAGAUACAGUCAUAGCCCAGCAUGUCAAGAACGUCCACGUCCCUGAUUCAGUUGCGAAAGAGUUCAAAUUCGAAAAUGGCCUACAAACGCCACGAUUGUCCGUAUCCGCGGCCACUGCUACCAACAGCUCAAAGGCUACGGGCAAGGGUGGGAACAAGAACUGGACUCUAAAGGAACAGAGCAGCACGAUUGAAAGGCUAUCCAAAGAAAAUUUCGACCUGAAGCUCAAGGUCAUGUUCUUGAGUAAACGGCUGGACACUUUGUCUGAAGAAGGUCUGAAAGAGAUGAUUUCUGAAAACGUUGAACUGAGGACAAAUCUCGCCAUUACGACGCGUGAUAACAAAAUCUUGCGGAAAAGAGUCAAAGAGCUGGAAAAGAAAGAGAAAGAAGACGAAGAAAGGCCGAGCACGGCGCGCAGCGCUGCAUCGUCAACGGACCAGACCGCCAGGAUGUACAAUGAAGAAGCUCAGGAGCGAGAAGAUGAGCUCAUGUUCUUGCGAGAGCGCGUCGAAACUUAUGCCACGGAAAUCGAGAGACUCCGAGGCGAGACUAUGGAGAGAGAGUCGGAGAAGAAGCAGCUAUCGGAUGUUCUCAAGACGCUCAGUGAGCGUUCUGGAGACACCUAUGGUCGGCAAGAGGAGGCAGACGUUUGGAAAGACUUAUUGGAGCAAGAGACGGCGCGCAGGGAGCAGUCCGACGAGGACAAUAGAAAGCUGCGAGACGAAGUUUUCCGGCUCAAGAAGGAGAUGUCUGGCGCUGGCUCAGGGUUGAUGCAUCACACAACCAACAUCUACAACAUCAACAAGAAGCCACGGGAUCGGAAUGCUUCGCCGGGCAGGCCCAUGUCUAGCGUAUCUGGCGAGGCAGAUGGUUCGCAUGCCAACUUUAGUGCGGCCAGCACUUUGGUGGAAGAACUACGCCGUGAGAGUGAAUCGCUGCGCCAUGAGAAUGCCGAGCUCCGCCGCGAAGUGGGAGCUCAGACUUCAAUGUUGACAUCUAGAAACCGCGAAAAGGAGCGCCUAUACCAGGAGAUUGAAGAUCUCAAGAUGGCUCAGCGUCGUGGCGGUCCAGCUCCCUCUACCAUCGACAGUCUCUUGGAGCGAUCAGCUUCACGUGCUGGCGGUCACGAAAGACCGAGCUCAAGAAGUAGCCACAGGACUAGGCAGCUGUCAGCAGAGGAUGAAACAGAACGCGAAGAGCUGGAAAACAAAUUGGCUGAGCUGCGAGAUAAGCUCAACGAGGUGAAGUUGCAGAAUCAGGAUCUGCAGCGAGAACUGGAGAGCUGCAUGGCUGAUUUUGAGUUGGCCAUUGGUCAGAAGCGUGAGGCCGAGGAGGCUCUUAUGAGCAUGCAGGAAGAGCUCGAUAACGCUACAAACGAUCUCAUUGCUCUGCAGUCGGAGCGCGACGAAGCAUUAAGGGAGCAUAGUGAAUUGGAGGCCAACUUUGAGGACCUUCGCAACGAAGCUCAGAUGGAGAUUGACACUCUGGAAGCAGAGGUUCAGCGGAUGCAGGCCGAUUUGAACGACAGAUCUGAAAACUUUGAAAGUCUGCAGAAGGAGAUGCGACAGAUGAGUGAGGCGCUGCUCGGCCUGGAAGACGAACAAGAACACAAGCUCCGACACAUCCAACAGCUUGAGGACGAUCAGGCUAAUCAAACACACCGCAUUCAGCACUUGGAGAAGGAGCAAGAGUCUUCCAACAAGGAGCUGGAGGACUUGGAGCAGAAGCUUCUCGAGGCUAAUGAAAAGAACCAGCGCCUUUCCGUCCAGCAGGAGUCAUCACAAGGCGAAAUCUCGUUCCUUCGGGAAGAGCAGGAGGCUGACAAAAUCCGCAUUGGCGAUUUAGAGGCGGCAAUGUCCAAUGUGGAGCGAAACUUGGAGGACGAAAAGGAACGGGUCAAGGAGCUGGAGAAUCGCAUGCAAGAGGAACGUUUGCAAUGGGAGGACGUUACCACUAAGAAGGAGGCAGAUGUCCAACAAAUAUUUUCCAACCUUCAGCGUGAGAAUGCCGGCGCCAAGGAUGAAGUCAGGCGACUGCGCAAGAGCUUGUCGUCUCGCGAGGUCGAGGCAACAGAGUGGAAGGAGAGGUUGUUGGAACUGGAGAAUAACCUGAGGGAAGCAUUGGGUGACCUGAAUGGCACCCGUUCUUCGCUGCUAAAGUCUAUUGCUCGGAUGCAGCGUGAGCUUGAAAACACUGUUCGUGAGCUUGACACCUCCAAGGCAGCGUUGGUUGAGAAAGAUCGUAUCAUCAAGCAGCGUGAUUCGCUUAUGGAGUCACACGCCUUGGAAACGCGGAAAAUCACCGAAUUGCUUGAAAAGGAGCGCGUCGCUCACCGCAACACCAAAUCCCAAUAUGAGUCGUUCCAAAAGACUCACCAGCAUCUCACCCGGACAGCUAGCACACAAGACGUCCGUAUCAACGAGCUGGAAGCUACGAGGGGCCAGGAUCGCCGGAAGCUUGCCAUGCUAGAACAAACAGCCCGCGAGCAGCUACUAGAGAGGAACGAACUACUGCUUCUCUUGUGGCACAAACUGAGCAACCUCUGUGGUCGGGAGUGGGCGAAUAACAACACGCUUGUGGACCGACAGGUAGUCCCUACUCUCGAAGUUAUUGCCAGUCGUUUGCCUGGAUUUUCCAAGAACCUCCUUGCUGCUGUCAAGACGAUCGAGGGCAUGUUUGCGGCCCUGCAAACAAAGAUCAAGGCAGUAGAAAAAGAUCUUUAUCGGGAGUACCAGACUCUAGAGAACAACCUGGAUGUGCGGAUCAAGAAGCUUGAUAGGCUGGAGACUAUGGUUCGCAACUCGGUUGCCACCGGCUCGCUAAGUUCUCACGAAGCAGCGAAUCGGAUGGUACGCCUUGAAGAAGCAUAUCGUCAGCUCAAGGUCGAGAAUGCCACGCUGAGAACUGCAAACGAUGUUCGUGCUCGCGCCGCCCAUCAAGCGCCCGGAUCUGAUGUCGGCGCCGGCUCACCGUCACCGAUACCUCCUCGCGGCGGUGGGGAUCGUUCCCAUAGCUCUGCUUCAAAGGGCAGGGCAUCGUCGACGGCGCGUGCGCCGUCUUCUUCUGGAAUCCCCGUAUCGUCUUCUAGAACUGGACUGGGUCUCUUGGAUGCCUCAGUCCCUGACGGAUCAGCAACCAACAACGAUAACCGCUGGCUGCUGAGACUCCGGGAUAUGGAGUAUAAGCUAAAGAUGGAGAGAGAAGGGCGCAACCAGGACAGACAGGCCGCGCGUCAACGGCUCGGUGGCCUGGAAAAUGAAAACAGGGAUCUCAGAGACAAAGUGAGGCGCUCUAACCAAGACACCGAAUAA